UGUUCGUGGUUUGAUCGUCGCAAUCGUCCGUCCGUUGCUGCCGUCGACACGCAAGGGAUCGUCAUGGGGUGUAACUUGUCGCUGUGUCCAAGUCGUCCCGAGAUGAAGGACGAAGAAUCGAUCGACGGAGUCGAUGUGCAUGCCACGACGAGCGUACAUGCGGUCGAUGUACCCGUCGUGGUGGCUCCAGUCCAAGUGACGACAACGCCUUCCCAACUAUUCUUUCGCGACAAGUAUGUUCUUGGAGGUACGCUGGGCGAGGGAAGCUUUGCCAUCGUCAAGAAAGCGCGCAACAAAGAGACGGGGGUAUCGUACGCUGUCAAAGUCUUCAAAAAGGACGCGCUGUCGGACCAGGACGACUGCGACAUUCACAGCGAAGUUGCGAUCCUGGGCCGAUUGAACCACGCGAACGUGCUGAAUUUGGUGGAUUUCUUCUCCGAGCCCAAGUACUACUACAUCGUCACAGACUUGUGCGAAGGCGGCGAGUUGUUUGACCGAAUCGCACAAUUGUCGUACUACACGGAAAGGGAAGCGCGAAAUCUGGUCAAGGUCCUCCUCACAGCCAUCGCAUACUGCCACGACCUGGGCAUCGUCCAUCGCGACUUGAAGCCCGAGAACAUUUUGAUGCUUGACAAAGAAGACAAUGCGUCCAUCAAGAUUGCCGACUUUGGGUUUGCCAAGGACGCCGCCGCCGUCAAUGGCUUGACCACGACGUGUGGGUCUCCCGAAUACGUCGCCCCAGAGAUCAUCGGACGAUCAGAUACCGCCCAAACAUACGGCAAACCCGUCGACAUUUGGAGCAUCGGCGUGAUAACGUACGUCCUCCUUGGCGGGUACACGCCGUUCCACGACGACAACCAGAGCAUCCUCUUCGACAACAUCUGCCGCGGCCGGUUUAUUUUUUACUCGCCCGAUUGGGACGAGAUCUCGGACGAUGCCAAGGCGUUCAUCACGAUGGCACUGACAGUGGACCCAUCCCACCGCCCUACAGCCACGGAACUCCUUUGCGAUCCGUGGAUUGUCGACGAAAAUGUGUCGAUGUACCAAUUGUCGGGCGUGCAAGAAAAGCUGCCCAUGCUGCACACGUCCGCCAACAAGUUCAAAGCCGCCGUGAAUGCGACGAUGCUCGUCAACCGAUUUCGUGCCAAGUCAUCGGCCGACUCCCCCCCGUCCCCCCGCUACGUGUCGUUGUAAGCUCCUGAAUAUACUUGUUUUUAUCACCUUAGCUACUCCAUUACUGUGACUUUAAUGGAAUAAGUACACCC
Molecule: messenger RNA, 1265 nt
Organism: Aphanomyces astaci
Lineage: Eukaryota; Oomycota; Saprolegniomycetes; Saprolegniales; Verrucalvaceae
Product: CAMK/CAMK1 protein kinase
Exons: 5
Coding region: 64-1194 (376 amino acids)
Biological process (GO): protein phosphorylation
Molecular function (GO): ATP binding; protein kinase activity
Source: RefSeq, a predicted model, not a curated record